AUGGAAGACUGGGAUGACAGCAAUUAUUAGUUAAAUGAUGUUAAGUUUGAAGGAGGAUAAUCUACAGGCUUGAUAUAUACAGACUAAAAGACAAAGUAGGUUUAUUUUAAGAAGAUAUUUGAUGAAGAAAUAGAUUAUGUGAGAGAGAAAGCAUUUUAUAAAGAAAUUCUAAUAAAAAUUGAUCCAAAAGAUAGAAGCUCUUUCUUAGAGCUACUUCACUUUAAUGAUAAUAAUAAGGAACUUAUAUUUCCCUUUAUAAAUUCAAAAUUAGUAGAUAAGUGUACCAAAUAAAAAGGAAUAAAAUCGAGAUAUUUAGCUUUGAAACUAUUUCACUUAGUUGUUGAGAAGAUUAAAAUUUUACAUUCAAAAAAUAUUUGCCACUGUGAUAUUAAAGUACAUAACAUCUUAUUAGUAAAUGUUUAAGAUAAAGAAAAUUACAAGGUUAUUAUAAUUGAUUUUGGUCAAUACUAAGAACUAAAUCGUAAAUCUACUAUGAAUUGUGGAACUACUGAAUUUAAUCCACCAAAAUUAAUUGAAGAUGCGGAUCGAUUAAAAAAAUUUGGAAAGUAAAUUGAAGAGUAUAGCCCAUAAGAGCUUGAUGUAUACUAAUUGGGAAUGCUACUUUUUCGUAUGUUGACCUAGCUAUAUUUAAGUAUAAGUCUUAAGAAAGUUGCAUAAAAUAAGAUGAAAAAAGACUUUUUCAAGGAAUAAAUUAAGAAAUUAUAUAAAUCAGAAUACAAAACUGAAUUAAUUUUAGAUGAUGAUAUAUUCGAUUUAGUAUUUUAAAUACUGAGCCGAGAAAUCACAGAGAUAAAUUAAAUAUAAUAGCAUUAAAUUUAUCAAUAAUAUCUCUAGGGUAAAAUAAAACCAGAUGAAGAAGAUCUUCAAUUUGAAGAUAUGGUAAAAUUCAAAGAAGAUUAAAAUAGUAGUAGAAGUAAAGGUGAAUCUAUUUAAAAUGAAAUAAAGUAAGCUCAUAAAAAAUAUUGUGAUCUAAUGAGAGAAAGUGAAAACUUUGAUUAAUUUAAUGAGUGGUAAGGAGCAUUUUUCAAAUUAUAGCCACGCAAAAUUGAUAGAAAAAAGCUUUAUGGUGGUUCUCUUUUAACUGAAAUGAGUACUGAAGAUCUUUUAAAUGUUCUACUAAGCAUUUUAGCAGAAAAUAAUAACCAAAUUUUUAGCUAAAAUAUUUUUAGAAAAGGAAAAGACAGUUUAACUUUAGAAGUAGAAUUAAAUUAUUAAACAGUAGAAAUUGAUAGAAAAUACUAUUCUGAGUAGCUUUAAGAAGAUGAAGAAGAUUUAGAUGAGCUAAUUGAAUCAAAUAGAAUUGAAAAAAUUAAAAUGUAAAUAGAAGUAGUAAGUGUUAUUGAAUAGGGUAAACCAGAAAUGAGAUCAUUAAUAUUCUAAAGCAGAGAUGGUGAAAAAAUAUACUAUGAUAACUUAAUCUAAGAAAUUUAGGAAAAAAUAUACAAAUUUUGA
Molecule: messenger RNA, 1473 nt
Organism: Tetrahymena thermophila SB210
Lineage: Eukaryota; Ciliophora; Oligohymenophorea; Hymenostomatida; Tetrahymenidae
Product: kinase domain protein
Exons: 1
Biological process (GO): intracellular signal transduction; protein phosphorylation
Molecular function (GO): protein serine/threonine kinase activity; ATP binding
Source: RefSeq, a predicted model, not a curated record